AUGUCGUCAAGUGAUUCAAAAGCUUCUAGCGUUGAAAUCAAGUAUACACAAAUUUUUAUUAAUAAUGAAUGGCAUAAAGCAGCAAAUGGUAAAACAUUUCCUGUCUUCAAUCCAUGUACAGGAGAAGAAAUUUGUCAAGUAGAAGAAGGCACAAAAGUAAGAAUAUACUUACACGUAUUUCUUUUAAUUUAUGAUCAUGAUUGAUUUUUUUGUCAUAGGCUG
Messenger RNA from Rotaria sp. Silwood1, 222 nucleotides. Lineage: Eukaryota; Metazoa; Rotifera; Eurotatoria; Philodinida; Philodinidae. The record is from the annotation of a GenBank genome assembly.